GUGCACAAGCUGUCACCGGCUCGAUCUUGCGUUCGACAGGGUAAAGCAAUGUUUACAACCGAGAGUGGUGAAAUGACAUCGAGUUCCAAUACACGGAGGUCGACAAUAGAUAGGAGAUAGCCCUAGACGGAGAGGUGUUCACCGACAUCGCGCCUGUCAUCUGAUCGAGUCGCACGGGCUUGAACGCUUGUUGGUACCAUCCCGAUAGCUCGUCGACAACGUUUCAACUUCACGAUCAUCCAACGAUUGUGAAAGCGAUAGAAAAUGAACUGGCGGCAGUUAUGGGCGAUCACCGUGGGGCACGACCCAUCGGUCGACUACCUUCAUCCACUGGUUGCAGCGCUCCUUUUCUACAUCAUUGCAUACAGCAUCUGUUUUACAUUCUACACAAUCUCCCACCAACUCUUCCCCAAAUCACUCAAGAUCUACAUCCUCGACUUCUUCAAAACCCUCAUAAUCUGCGCGUAUCCUUACGGCCAUGGACUUGUUCGCAGUUUUGCCGGACAUAUCGGAUAUUGUGCAGUGGCUGUACCCUUAGUGAUGUUGACAAUGCACACAUUCAAAGAAGGAUCACCAUCACCGCUGUCUUUGUUUGAAGAUUUCCUUGCCAAAAAGUUAUCCCUGUUCAAGACUCUUGUGAGAAUCGUUAUCCAGAUAGCAGCAGCAUUUGCAUCAUUCCGGCUUGUCAACUUGAUCUGGUCGUUUGAGUUUCAUCCUGAUCAUGUGAAUAGCAUGAGAGCAGUGGGAUGUGACACAGAUCUGAAGGUUUCAAUAUUCAUGGGCUUCCUCAUCGAGAUGAUGGGAGUGAUGUACGACACAUGGCUCUCCUAUCAACCUCUCUUUAGAUUCUCACUCCUUGAUGAAGCAGUCAAGACACUGAAUGGAACCAUCUUGGUUUGCCUUGGACUCCAUCUGACUGGAAUGUACAUGCAGCCGGCAAUGGCGUCUGGUUUGUCGUUCGGAUGUAAAGGCACAUCUGCCUGGGAACACGUCUUAGUGUACUGGGUCGGGGCAUUCCUUGGUUGCUAUGGUGCUAUCGUCCUCAACAAGUAUGUUCACUUCAGCCUUGUAAAGACAAAAAACAAGUCUGUCACCAACGGAAAUACAAAUGGGGUCAAGAAUGGUUUACAUGGAAAAAAUACCAAACGGAAGAAGAGAGAUUAGAUUUCGUUCUGUUGUCUAAUCAUGGUGCAAUAAGCUUUAGUUGUUGAUGAGGAUGUGUUUGAGUAAGUAAAGUGUCCAACCGAAAUGGUGAUUCUUGCCAAAUGGUGAUUCUUGCUUGUAAAUCGUCACCAGUCAUGACGAGAUUAUGUAUCACUCAUCUAUUGAUAGGGAUGUUAUUGUUCUGGGAGGAUCCUGUAUGUAAACCAUUGUAUAAAGAUUUUGUUGAAGAUGUAGACAUUGCCCACGCACCAUUACAAUUUCAGCUCUACACAUUUCUUGUCAAAUUCAUUGUGAACAUGUAGUGUGCAUUAACAUGUUUAGAAAGAAACCUAGCAGUUUACAUCUUCCUGUGUUCAAAAUGAACCAUGAAACUCAACAAGUCCCCAUGAGUCAGGUAAAACAAUGGAAGCUUGUCAACAGCUGCAGCAGCUGUAGCAGCUGAGACGUCUCACUUUCCAUUUUCUUAAAAUGUUGUUUGAUGUAUUGCUGGCACUGUUAGUUGUUGUGCAAUUUUAGCCUUGUAUGUUAACGUUGAUUCAUACAACGGUUUGAUGUCACUCCUUUUUAAUGUCUAUUGAAACAGUUUUAAGAUCUUUGUAUUUAAUUUAUUUUUAAUGAAAUUUUUUCAUCCAUUCAUUAAGACAUGUCCAAUGAAAGAAUUUUGUAAUUUCUUGGACAUGUUUAACCUUUAAAACAUUUUUUGAUGUUUUUAGAUAUUUAGUCAUAUACUUUUACUCAAUAAACUUAAUUAAGUCAGAGUUUUUGAACAGCAUUUAGAAGGUGAGAAGUCAGUUCCUUAUUCUCCAUUUUAUGAAUGAAGUCAAUCAUGUUGUUCUGUUUUUGUCAUGUCUUCCAAAAUAGGGGCGUUUGGGUAGCGUUCGCUAUCGUCACGCCGAAGACCUGGGUUCGAUUCCCCACAUGGGCACAAUGUGUUAAGCCCAUUUCUGGUGUC
This is a messenger RNA of Haliotis rubra (blacklip abalone), 2116 nucleotides long. Its product is annotated as aquaporin-11-like. Gene Ontology annotation, molecular function: channel activity. The record is from RefSeq and is a predicted model, not a curated record. The transcript is spliced from 3 exons. NCBI's taxonomy places the organism in Eukaryota, Metazoa, Mollusca, Gastropoda, Lepetellida, Haliotidae. Gene Ontology annotation, cellular component: cytoplasm. The coding region runs from base 265 to 1164 and encodes 299 amino acids.